AUGGAUGAGGGUUGGAAAGUCAAGAGGCCGUCUAGCGGGGCAAAGGUGGAGUCCAAGCCGUUUUCUGUGCAGGGGCAUACCUGGAAGCUGAUUCUGUCGAACAGGUGCAACAGGGUGUACUUGGCGCUGGAAUACCAAGGGGGAUCCUAUCAUGACAUCCUAACAGCAUUUUGUUUUGACAUUGAUGGGAAGAAAUAUGAAUAUCAGUACCAGUUUUCGAUGUUCAGCACAGACAUCGGGAUGUAUAUUGAGGAGAAGGAGAGGUAUGUGAUCAGGGUUGAUGUCCGUGUAAGGACCGGGUGCUACAACUCGAAGGAGGAGACCGGAUAUGUCGGGCUUCGGAAUCUUGGGGCAACGUGCUACAUCAACUCCUUGAUGCAGGCCCUGUUCAGCAUAGCCAAGUUCAGGAAUGACGUGUUUGGGCUAGAGCCCAGAGGAAGAGUCCUGCUUCUCCAGAAGCUGUUUAAGGAGAUGCAGACGGGAGAGCAUCCUGUGGACACAACAGACUUUGUUGUGAAUAACAUAUGGGUGGACGAUGUCCAUGUCCACCAGGAUAUCCACGAGUUUUCGAAGGUUUUUUUCGACUCUCUUGAGAAGGACAGCAAGAGGAAGGACGUUAUCGAGGACAUGAUACAGGGAGAGCUGGUGACAUAUAUAAACGGAAAGUGCGGAUGUGUGAGGAGGAUAAAGGAAAAGUUCCAGGACAUCCAAGUGGAGAUCCGGGACUUCUUCAACAACAAGCUAUCGUCGAAUCUGCAGGAGUCUCUGAAAAGAUAUGUAAAGAGUGAGAUUCUCGAUGGGAACAACAGGUACAACUGCGAGAAGCACGGGCUUGUUGAUGCGAAGAAGGGUGUGAUGUUCAGUUCUCUUCCCCCGGUUAUGUUUAUUCUUUUGAAGAGGUUCAAUGUUGACUUUGAGACAGGAAAUGGGUACAAGAUAAACGACUACUUUGAGUUCCCCGAUUCGAUUGAUAUGCUACCGUUUCUGGACAGGGACUCUAAGAGAAAGGAGGAAUCUGACGCGACGUAUGAUCUGUACUCUGUCAUAGUGCAUAGGGGAGACCACGAUGAAGGCCAUUUCUAUGCAUACCUGAAAAUCAAUGGAAGAUGGCUCAAGUUCAACGACACUGUUGUGACCGAGGCUGGGGAGAUGGAGGCACUGGAGCACAACUUUGGAGGAAGACAUCCUUAUAAGGACAGGAUACGAGACCAUUCUGGAUAUUACCUGAUCUACCUCAGGAAAAGUAUGGCCAACGAUCUGUUGAAUGCGAAGGUUGUAAUCCCCCCGAGAACGGAGGAGGUGCUGAGCAGAAAGCAGGACAAGACUCUGGUCAGGUGCAUAAGAAUAGACAACAUCAGGAACUACAGGGGAAUUGGGUUUUACAACAUCGACUCAUACGACUAUCCUCUGAGCAGCUAUGCCGAGUUUGUCAUGAAGGAGGGAGAUACCAUCAAGCUGCUAAGGAACAACAUUGAAAAGCACCUCAGCACCCGGAAGUCUUUGUAUUUAUUUGAGUGUACCAGGAUAAAGAGCCAUGAAAAGGGUGAGACAUCUGACAGACCCUGUAAGAGGGUUAAGGAAGACACGCGUGAGUUGGUAGGGACAAAUACAAGGACUGUGGAGGAGGAGGCAUCCAGGAUCAUUGAGCAUGUUCAACUCGACUAUCAAAGAAAAGUCGCCCUCGUGAAGGAUGGAGUUAUUAAUGUCAGUGCAGACUACUUCGUCUACACAUGCCAUCCAGGGGUUAAUUUCGAGGGGCACAGGCUUAUAUUCCUUAAGGUCUUCAACAGCAUUCCCUGGUGUGAAGACACGCUGCCCACAUCUCUACGACUCUGUGCAUGUGUGCACAUGGAUGGAACCAUCGGGGACAACAUAGACGUUAUUGGUGAGAAGACAGGGCUUGAUGACAUUGCAGUGUUCAGAGAGUUUGACUUCUCGUCUGCGCUGGACCCAUCCACCAAGAUUUCUGACCUUCCCCAGGGAGAUGUCUUGGUUGCAGUCAGAAGAGAGAACGUCUUGGAGUUCCUUGACUUCAUAGGGGACUUCUACCGGAGGCUAUGCGUGAAUGUUUCCUGUGGGCCCCACAACUUUACCAUAUUUGUGAAAAGAGGUCUGAAAAGCACUGAGCUUGAGGACAGGAUCCGGCGGUUUGUCGGGUCGAAAGAAAUAUUUCUGCGGAAGGAGGCUGUUUCUGACAGCUCCGAGUUCAGGACGGCACCAGAGGACUCUGUCCAGUCGGAUCCGGAGCCUGAUCUUCAUGAAUACCUGCAGCCCAGGAAUUCUGUGUCAUGCUUCAUCAGCGCUGGAUAUCAAGUAGUCUAUCUAGCAUUCUGCAACAAGGAGAUGGACUACAAUGCCGUCCCUCACCUGCACAUCCUUGUGACUAAGGUUGGGUGCACGUCCUUGGAGCUGAUCAAGAGUGUUCUUGUGUCCCGCUUUGUAUGCCUCAAUCCUGUGAGAGGGCACUCGUUGAAGACCCUGAGAAUAGUCGACACGGUCCGGGACACACUGUAUCUCAAGGCGUUUGCGAUGUCCGAGGAGUUUACUACCAACGGGAUGUGUGUUAUCCAGCCGUUUGUAAGGAGGGCCAUCAAAACGGCAUAUUACACCGGGAUGUACAAGAUAGUGGGGUUUCCGUUCUUCCUGCAGGCUGAUGUGGAAACCGUUACAGAGUUCAGAAAGAAAUACAAGUUAUUUGGAAAGAUGGUGAUGUUCGAUGGAAAGAGCUACACCGACCUGGAGCUUGACUGGCCGAUGAGCAAAUUCAACGACGAAUGCUUUCUUCUAAUUGAAAGGACAUAA
Molecule: messenger RNA, 2802 nt
Organism: Encephalitozoon cuniculi GB-M1
Lineage: Eukaryota; Fungi; Microsporidia; Unikaryonidae
Exons: 1
Coding region: 1-2802 (933 amino acids)
Biological process (GO): protein deubiquitination; regulation of protein stability
Cellular component (GO): cytosol; nucleus
Molecular function (GO): cysteine-type deubiquitinase activity; cysteine-type endopeptidase activity
Source: RefSeq, marked provisional